Dicrocoelium dendriticum is the source of this 1857-nucleotide messenger RNA. Lineage: Eukaryota; Metazoa; Platyhelminthes; Trematoda; Plagiorchiida; Dicrocoeliidae. The record is from the annotation of a GenBank genome assembly.
AUGACCGGGCCAUUCGUUCCAAUCCGUCAGCACGAUACGGGAGGUAGCAUCAUCUACGCGCUAAAGGAUGACGACACGGCGAAAGACUCCACUCAUUCACUCUGGUUUUCUAUGGUCAUGUUGCUUCUACUCACUGUCGUGAUUCUAGCGGAUAUUUCGCUUAUUUCUGCUUGGAGCAAAACUGCCAAUGUAUCGACCGAAAUCUUAUUUCUUGCAUCCCGGUACACCAACAUCAGCACAAACCCAGGGUGGUCGUUGUUAGAGCCACCGACCUUUAAACGCUACACACACUAUGACCUACUGUAUACCACACUUUCAAAAAUUCACUCCACUUGCCCAGAAAUCACACGAGUGUACGACAUUGGUCGAUCUGUCUUGGAUCGAAAGCUAUGGGUGCUUACUCUGGGCGAUCAUCCCGAUGUUCACGAACCUGGCGAACCAGAAGUAAAGUUGAUAGCCAAUAUCCAUGGCAACGAGCCCAUUGGACGUGAGCUACUCAUUAGGCUCGGUUGGAUGUUUUGUUUGAACUACGGACAGAAUCCGCUGAUCACUUCGCUUCUGGAUAAUACCCAGAUUCAUCUGUUACCUUCACUUAACCCUGACGGAUUCAAAGUGUCCACAGAAGGCGAUAUUGAUAGUUCGUUGGGUCGUGCGAACGAACAUGAAGUGGAUUUAAAUCGUAAUUUCCCAGAUCAAUAUUACCAGACAAAUGACAACAGCAGACAGGAACCAGAAACAUCUGCCAUCAUUGCUUGGACUCAUAGCCGCCCUUUCGUCCUUUCGGCCAGUCUGCAUGCCGGUGCGCUUGUGGGUGUCUAUCCAUUUGAUGGUAGCAUUAAUCGCACUGCCUACUAUCACGCUUCUCCAGAUGACGCGACUUUCCGUCAUCUGGCCACUACAUACAGCAGAGCUCACAAGAGGAUGCACUCUGGUCAUGUCGCUUGUCACAACGAGUCCUUCGUCGGUGGCAUUGUUAAUGGCAAUCGCUGGUAUCCCGUGUUCGGCGGUAUGCAGGAUUGGAAUUAUGUGCACUCAGGAUGUAUGGAGAUCACCCUGGAGUUGGGAUGUGUGAAGUAUCCCAAAGCGGAUCAAAUUGUCAGAUACUGGGAUGAGAACAAAUAUGCUCUACUGGUUUUGAUUUCAGAGGUGCAUCGUGCUUUGCGCGGCUUCGUAUUAGAUGCACACACGCACAAAUCCAUCGGUAAUGCUUCCAUUCAUGUGUUAGACAACGCCCAUGUUGUGCGCACUACCCUUGACCUGGGUGAAUAUUGGCGACUGCUUCCACUUUCAGGCGUUUAUCACUUGUGGGCUUCCAAGCCAGGUUACUUCGCUUCCGCGCGGAUCACGAUCAACGCUUCUGAACUGCCCUUCGUUCGGCACACGCACUCUGAACAGUUAAAUUUUACGAUUUGGCCAGACUUGACUUCUGAAUGGUCCCCCGAGUUAGAUUUCAAUAUCACGAAGAAUCGAUUGCCCUCCUAUUUCACCGAACCAGAUGUGCGUGCUGCUAUCAAAGCCUCUGUAUAUGGCGAUUUCAUCACCUUGGGACAGAUAUCUUACUCCACAGAUCAUCUGAAGGCUGAUCUUGUUGGUGUGGAGAUUGCCUUGGCACCUAAAGGUUUGCGUAAGCCUGCUAGUACUGCUCUAUGGGGAUCCUCAAAACCAAUCCACAAACUUGCCGGUCAUAUCCGCGUCCUUCUUUUGGCUGGUGUUCAUGGCUGUGAUUAUGUCUCCACCGAGAUGGCCUUACGGCUCUUGCGCCAUUAUGCCAAAGACUCGCCACUGCUUCGAGGCACUAUGGAUGUUUGGUUAAUGGAGUCCCGUAUCACAUAUUUGAUAAUCAAACCGUCUACCUGA